AUGUACAACUUGUAUCAGCCAUUUACACACGGACCGUCCCUCUAUCGACGAAGAAAUCCCAAUGCCGUUCGCGCUAUUGUCCUAGCCUUGUCGUGGACAUUCUUGCUGUUAUUUGUUUGGGUGAUCUUCGCGCCUGAAUCACCUUGGAGCUCUGCACUGCGCCGGAAAACAAACUCUAAUCUAAAGGAACUCCACCACGCCCGGAAGAACACCAACAUUGCUCGUUGUAAAUCUCUCAACAAUCUCCCUCCAACCGCUGACGCGCCAGUCCCUGGAAUCAAACCACCGCCGCGAUCGCGAUCGGAUAGGUAUGAGCCUUCGAAAGAUGAACAACUCAACAAGAGGAAGAAAUACAUCAAGCUGAAGAAUGGGAAGGUUUGGACGGGGAGGCUUAAUGGAACGGAGGUCAUCCAAGGGGACGUGGUAUUCGGUGAAGGCGUCAUCAAAUCAAUCACUGCAUACACGAAGCCUACUCCCGUUCACUCAGGAUAUACAACGCAUGUGGAGGGGGAUGAUAUCAAGGGGGGUGGGGAGUGGGUUGUGGUUCGUCUGGAGGAUGUUAGAGAAGACCAAGAAGAUGGUGAGUCGGUGGAAACGGAGGUGAUAGACGUCAAAGGCGCCUGGAUCACCCCUGGACUGGUGGAUUUGCACUCGCACAUUGGGGUUUCGAGCCUGCCUCAAUUGAGCGGGGCCUCAGACGGAAAUUCACAUAAUGGGCCUAUUUUACCGUUCCUCCGGAGCAUUGACGGGCUCAAUACACACGAUGAAUCGUAUGUCCUGGUCAUGGCAGGUGGUGUGACAACUGCACAAGUGUUGCCUGGCAGCGCCAAUAACAUCGGAGGUCAAUCCUUCGUUAUCAAGCUUCGCCCGACGAAUGAACGCUCAGUCAUAUCAAAGGUCGUUGAACCUCCUUAUACGCUUCUGAAUGGAUCGAGAUACGGAGACGGCGAUUGGGAUUUCCAGGCGAGGCCAAGAUGGAGACAUAUGAAACACGCGUGCGGAGAGAACCCCGAUCGUAGAUACGGAUUCACUCGUAUGGAUGCAGCGUGGGCGUAUAGAAACGCCUAUAAUGAGGCCAAGAAGAUCAAGGAUCAGCAAGAUGAAUUUUGCAGUCAGUUACUCAAUGGUGAUUUGCGCAGGGCGGAAGAAGAGUUUCCUGAAAGCCCAUUGGAGACGGAGGCGCUUGUGGAUGUCCUAAGGGGAAGGGUCAAGCUAUCCAUACACUGCUAUGAGGCGGUGGACUUGGACAUGAUUGUUCGGCUGUCGAACGAGUUCAAGUUUCCUAUCGCAUCUCUGCAUCACACUGGUGAAACAUACCUUGUGCCUGAACUCCUACGGCGGACAUGGGGAGGUGCACCUGCCACAGCCUUGUUCGCUGCAAAUGCAAGGAAGAAGCGGGAAGCGUAUAGGAACUCAGAAUUCGCGCCUAAGGUGCUAGCAGCCCACGAUAUACCUGUCGUCAUGAAGUCGGAUCACCCAGUGUUGAACAGCCGCUAUCUCCUCUAUGAAGCACAACAAGCACAUUUCUACGGGUUGAACUUCACAAAGGCGCUUGAAUCCGUCACUACAACCCCAGCGAAGGCUGCAGGUCUGGGGCAUAGGCUCGGUUAUAUAUCUGAAGGUUCGAGCGCUUUUAGUCCUCGAUACAUCGUCGUCUGGGAUUCUCAUCCAUUGACUCUAGGAGCGACGCCACAGCGUGUAUACAUCGAUGGGAUCCUCCAAAUUAACGAUUCUCGUCCUACCAUCAAACCAGAAGAGCUCCAGGUCCCUCCCAAAACACCUGACUUUGAAAAGGAAGCGAGGGAGGCAGUAGAGAGCGAGGGAUUGCCGCCUUUGGAAGCCUCCAUCAUUAUCAGGGGAAAGGUCGUUGUGUUGAAGAAUCUUUCAACUGGGUAUAUCCGAGACGGUGAUAGGGUGAAGAGAUGGUUCCCACCCCCGGAGAAUGCGCAAAAAGGCGAACAAACGAAGGUGUGGGAUGUGGUCGUACGUGACGGGAGUGUACUUUGUCAUGGUGUGUCUGGGUCGUGUACUGUCUCCCUACGAGGAGACGGAUUCAAUCCGGAAGACUUCGAGGAGAUAGACCUCGAAGGCGGGGUAAUUCUUCCUGGCCUAACGACGUUUGGUUCCUCCAUCGGAUUGACAGAAAUUGCGCAAGAGCCAACAACGAAUGACGGCAAUGCCGUUGAUCCAUUUUCGGCGACCCCGCCUUUGUUGGGCGGUCCACUGGAAACAAUCGUGCACGCCGAAGAUGGUCUGCAAUUUGGAGGGAGGAACACUCUGUUGGCGUAUCGAGGCGGGGUCACCCAAGCAAUUGUUGCCCCUGUUGGAUCUAGAUUCGUGUUCGGGUUCGCGACAGCGUUCUCAACGGCUGCUAGAAAUGCCCUUGAGCAAGGGGCAGUUAUUCAAAAUACGACUGCUCUACAUAUGAGCAUCACACACCAGACUGACAUCAGUGUAAGCACUCAGAUCGCGGCCCUAAGGCGGUCUCUCCUGGAAUCCGCCGGCGAACGACAAUCAGCGGAUUCCCUUGUCGUUAUCCAUGUGGAUAGCGCUGACAUCAUGGCCACCUUGAUCAAACUGAAGCGUGAAUACCAUGAGACCACUGGGCAAAAUGUACGAUUCACCUUCGCUGGUGGUACAGAAGCCCACCUCCUAGCCGACGACAUCGCCAAAGAGAAUAUCAGCGUCAUACUCACCCCAUCUAGGCCCUUUCCGGUUGAUUGGGAUAAGAGAAGAAUACUACCUGGCCCACCUCUCACUUCUGACACGCAGAUCUCAUAUCUCUUGAGACAGGGUAUCAACGUGGGUCUCGGGACUGUCGAUGACUUCGAUGCGCGCAACGCAAGAUUUGAUGCUGAAUGGGCUCGAGUCUCUUCAGGAGGAUAUAUCGACACUGCGAAAGCUAUUGAGUUGGUGGCGGUUAAUCUGGAGAGGGCGUUGGGUGUUAAAGAGCCCAACUCUGACAUGAUUGCACUUAAAGGAGGGUCAAUUGGCUUUGAAGGGAAAUUGUUCUCGGUUACGUCCAAACGCCGCGGAGUCGUAGAGAUAUUGUUAUAA
Pleurotus ostreatus (oyster mushroom) is the source of this 3057-nucleotide messenger RNA. RefSeq lists its product as uncharacterized. The transcript has 14 exons. Gene Ontology annotation, biological process: purine nucleobase catabolic process. The record is from RefSeq and is a predicted model, not a curated record. The coding region runs from base 1 to 3057 and encodes 1018 amino acids. Lineage: Eukaryota; Fungi; Basidiomycota; Agaricomycetes; Agaricales; Pleurotaceae. Gene Ontology annotation, molecular function: allantoinase activity. Gene Ontology annotation, cellular component: cytoplasm.